AUGUAAUAAAAGUAGAGAGAAUGGGCAUUGACCAUUUCGAAUGCUUCAAUGCGACAAAUCAAACAUCGCUUCGCCUCAGAAGGCAUCUAACCUUCGCGCAGCCGCUAGUGCCGGAUAGCUGUGAGAGAAUCGUCUUUCUGGACAGACAGGACCGCUGCAAGUAUGCAAACACGAAUCCGUCGUGCUUAAGCCAGGUGUUCCUGUUCAACUACAACGCCAUCUUCUACUGCAAAUGCGAUGCGGACGAUCUGCUGGGCUUGGCGUGCACCGUCUGGCUGCUGCUCGAGUGCGUGCUCAUCUUCUGGGUCAUCUACUUUACGACCAUUCACUAUUUUGUGCCAGCUCUCACAGUCAUAGCGCGCAUGCUAAAUAUGAACGAAUAUGUGGCCGGCGAGACCAUACUGACCUUUGGCAACAAUGCUCCGUCGAUUUUCAGCAGCGUGCUUGGUUUGAAAAAUAAGUCGCGUCACGGCUACUCCGAUACGAUGUCGAUUAAUCUAUUUAUGGGCGUCUUUGCCACAUCGCUUAUCAUGUGGGUGCGGCCCUUGGCCAUCGAUAGCAGCUACUUUCUGCGAGCCAUGGGCUUCGUCUUGCUCUAUGUGACCUUUGUGGACUUUACGAUUUAUUUCACCAGAGGCUAUAUAACGAUUGGGUGGGCCGUGGCCCUAUCCCUCAUAUGCCCCAUUUAUAUUGCCAUUGUACUUAUCGAUCAGUGUUUGCAAAAUCGCAGGGAUCGAGCACUGAGUACGUCUAUACGAAAUACUGCGGAGCUCGAUCCCGAGUACAUAACCCAUGUGAGAACGAGCUCGGCAACCAACACGGUACAACGGUCAGCCAAUGAUAAAAUAUUCUUACAGUUCUUUAGAAGCUUGGACACCUUGGACAGAAGCCGGUUCUCCAGCCCGUGGGCGUUCUGCAAGCUGUGGGCCUUGGUUAAGGUGGUGCCAAUGAUUCUCUUGCGCCUCUUUAUACCCGAAAUUUAUACGGAUCAAUCAGCUCACUCCUACUCAAAGCUGCUCAUGUGCAUUCAGAUAACCCUAACGCCCACUCUCACCAUGGCAUUCAUUGCUGAGAAAUUUGAUAAAUUGUCCGACAGGAAGGUCCUUGUGCUCAUGGUCUGUGUUGUGGCUCUACUGCCCUUAUCGAUAGCAGCUUUAUUCUAUUCGCGCACGGAUACGGUGCCCAGGUGGUACAAGUCCAUGGAGGCAUUGAAUCUCAUGGGCUGCCUGCUGGUUCUCUUUGUGAUGACCAAGGAGCUGAAUUGCUUGCUGGAGGCCGUGGGCAUUAUCGUGAAACGCAGUCACACCUUCAUUGGCUGCACCCUCUACACCUGGGGCUCUGGAUGGUCGGAUCUUCUGCUCAAUUUGAGCCUGGCUCGUAGAGGCCUGCCGCGCAUGGCCUUCUCGGCUUGCUAUGGCUCCAUUAUCUUCUCCAUCUUUUCGUCCGUUUGCAUACCAUACCUUUUCUCUGCCAUAGAGCCAAGCCCAACAGGAAACAACUAUGUCACCAAGGGCACUGUGGGCGACACGGCCUCUACCUUUCUUAUCAUAAGUCUGGGGUUGACAAUUCUGUAUGCGGUUUCAACCAAUUUUAUGCUGCGUCGCACGGGCGCAUUGGUGGGCAUAACCAUGUAUGUGUUGUUCCUGAUAUUUUGCGUCCUCACCGAGUUUGAGGUGAUCCAUGCGUAUGGAACCGAUCACACCAAGGAUCACGACCACUACGAUGAGAGCUAUAGCACUAGAGUCUGAGUUCAGGAAUGAGUUCACUGUGAAUUUGCAAUCAGUUGAAAUUAAAUCAGACUAAAGAGUACAUCUGUUUUUUU
Drosophila navojoa is the source of this 1822-nucleotide messenger RNA. Its product is annotated as mitochondrial sodium/calcium exchanger protein. Lineage: Eukaryota; Metazoa; Arthropoda; Insecta; Diptera; Drosophilidae. Gene Ontology annotation, biological process: intracellular calcium ion homeostasis; monoatomic cation transport; transmembrane transport. Gene Ontology annotation, molecular function: calcium:sodium antiporter activity. Gene Ontology annotation, cellular component: membrane. The record is from RefSeq and is a predicted model, not a curated record.